Molecule: messenger RNA, 3780 nt
Organism: Pyricularia pennisetigena
Lineage: Eukaryota; Fungi; Ascomycota; Sordariomycetes; Magnaporthales; Pyriculariaceae
Exons: 1
Coding region: 1-3780 (1259 amino acids)
Source: RefSeq, a predicted model, not a curated record
AUGGGCGCCGCGACCUUGACGAUUGCCUCGGCCCCAAAGCCGCAACUGCCAGUCCGGUCGCAUUCUUCACCUGACCUAGUGUUGCUCUCUUCCCACUACCCUCUUUCCGACGCCGCACCAUCCAAGGGUCUGCUGCCUCUGCCCGACUUUAAUGUUCCACCGCUGGAGGACUCCAUCUUUCUCAAGCUCAAGGAUUCUAGCAUCACAACAGUAUCGAGCUUACCGAACCAUACUCCGCGCGCAUCCCAAGAGGCCCCGACCACCGGGGCCGGCAGCGGGAGAAAGACAGAUGCCCUCCGACCUCACACAUGGAGACCCCUGCGGAACGAUGAUGACCUUGCCGAUAUAGUAACCCCACCCCAGUCGUAUCCCGAGACGGCAGACUCAGCCACUACAGUCGACCUUCCUGAUUCCACACGACUGCAGAGGUCAAGAACCGCUUCUGGCUCAUACGUCAACCUGGGGAGCUUAUCAUGGCUCCCCGGAUCGCGCUCCCGGAAUUCAUCCUCGGAAGACGAACGCUCAGAGAUACCCGAUGGGGCCGCCGAAGACGACAAGGUUCUGUCGUCGAGGCGCAUAUGGGGCCGUGACAAACCAGGCCGGGGCAUUGGGGUGAGCAAGUCUUCCGAUUCUCUCAGUACAACGACACGCGCUCUCAACAGAGCCAGCAUCUACCUCACCAAGAUCAAGCAAAAACCGCAGACCGUCUUCGUCAGGAGCGGUCUAGGUGGGGGCCUGACCAAACGGAGCUCCGAGACAGCACGCGGCAUCAAAGAUGGUGCAAGCAGUGCUUAUGCAUCUUCCACGGAUGUUAGUGCAGUGGAUGAGCUGGCAAGCACGCCUAUCACCGGCUCAGAGCGCGGCUCCGAGAUAACGGCGGCUUCGACCGUGAGGGACCCUCUGUGGUCUCCCUUUCGAGACUUGGAUGGCGCAUACCAUUCAUUUGUGGGCAAGCAGACUACUGCUCAUCGCAUGACCAUUGUCAAGACGGCGUUAGUCCCGUUUCUGAAUCGUUAUGCCUGCGACCCUUCCAACAAGGACACGGAUGCCCUCUCGCCUGAGGACGUGGAGCGCCGCGCCACCAUAAUGGGAAAGUGGUGGGCUGUCAUGCUCCAGCUCCUCGACGAGAAUAGCGGUCGUGUCGCCUGGGACCAGGGUAUAGCGACAAUCCUGCCCCCGGAGUCCACCCCGGAGCCUCUUGCCGGCCUCGACCGCCCAAUCGUACUCGGCGCGAUCACGAUGCUCAUGACCAGACCAGAGUGGCGACUGGGCACACCUCACUUCCGCCCACUCGCCGAACGAUGUCCUUCUGAGAAGGUGCGGGCACGCUCGGACUCUGGGGCUUUGUCCCUGAGCGAUACCUCAUUCAUUGCUCGAUCGACCGAGCGAAACGUCCACGACAUUUUUCUAUCAAAUUUGCUUAGCCAGCUCGCCGUCGUCAUAAACAAGCUCUCUCUCAGGAAAGCCCCAGAGCCUCUCAUCACCUUUGCAGGCAAGACUUUAGCGUAUGGAUUCUUCUUUGUGCCGGGCGUAGCGCAAAUAGUUGUGCGCUUGUGGGGGCUUGACGCCAAGCCUAGCCUCAUCACUAGGGUUGUGGAUGAGUUUGGGCUGCCCCGGACGAGUCUUGGGGAAAGUGAAGAUAUUGUUGCUCUAUUCCCUCCGAGCCUGGGUUCACUGGGCUACUCAUCCGUCAGAGCGCUGAAAGAGAAACUUCGACGCCCCCCUAAAUUCCCACCUCAGACACUCUACAUUCCGUGGUAUGGGCCAUGGGUAUCAAGGUGGCGUGGUGGCGACACCAACCUCUUCUUUGUCUUUUGCAAGCACUUCUACAUCAUAUCCGAGGAGUUUAUGCCAGCCGGCCUGCCCCUUAUCGAGAAAGCACGCGCACCGGCAUUUGUACUCAUACACGCGCAGCUACUCUCUAUCUUUGAUGAUACCAUCAACCGCCAGGUCGCCUUCGAGGCUCUGAUGCGACCGUCAUUCCCCGAAUCCAUCCAUGGGGCCGAUGCAGCACUUACGCACAUGGGGCAGUUGCUCCCACAUGCUAACAUGUUUCGUGAUAUGGACGAGAACUGCGUCAUCAUGCUGCUGAGAGAUCUCCUAUUGACGGGUAACUGUCUUAGCGGGGCGCGGUUUGCUUUCGCCGAAGCCUUCAUGUGCCUCCUAAAAGCUGCCACCAAGCGGACGGGCCAGUACGAUCACAAUGCCCAGCACCUCUUGUGUGAUUUCCUACAAGAAGCUCUCCUAAUCUACCAUGCGGCCCCCUCUAGCCCUGGUGACGGAGGAAACCCGACUCUGCCCCGGAUGAUGGACUAUGUCGAUUGGACUUUUUGGUUCGACGUCUGUAAGAGGAUGCUAUCCAAUAACAAUACCAUGUCCGAGAUAAGAACUCUGUCGUUUUUAUUUUCAACUUGGGAUAUAAUAGCGGCGGACCCGAGCCGGAAGGAGGCAUUAUGUGUGGAUUGGCUACUUGACCAGGAGGUUUUUGCAAAGUUUUUCUGCAACUGGUGUCCCAUGGUCCGGGCAUACUAUCUGAGGCUCCUUUGUUGGAGAAUUUGCCGCGACUCCGGGAGCUCGAACGAACUGGACACCCGGAUCUGGAUCUUGGUCUCUAAGAGACUCAGGGACACAUAUUCGCAUUACCUUUGGUUGAAACAAAAGGCGGAGCGGUCGGCGUCGGCCCCCCCUUCAACAACCCCGAGUCUGCCACAGCCAGGCAAACGGUUCAUGAUUGUGCGCAACGAGGUCAUGGGAGCAUCACACCAAGGUCUCCUGGCGAGCCCUUGGGCGAGUCCACAAAGAGCCAACCCGCUUCUGCAGGCUGACUUUGGGGACUUUGAUGGCUACAACUCGCAAAAUUUUACGAUGGAAAGUAGCGAUAGUGUGGACAAUAUUAGGGAUGCGCAGUCCAGCAAGCGUUGGUCCCUUUUAGGGAGAUUGCGAGGCCUCAACACGCCGGGCAGUGAGGGCAGGCCGCGAAGCUAUGGCGAAGGGCUGGAAAAGACACGCAGGGACACGGUUGUGUCACGGCAGUACUCCGAAGGGCCACCCCUCCCGCCUAAGGACGACAACCCAAGCCGAGCCCCGUCGUCCCCAUCGGACUCGACUGGUUCUGCGCCCAUUUUUGACGCGGAGCAGUAUGUUUUCAGGUUCGCACUCCACAACAUACCGUGGCACAACGGCGUGCCCGCCUAUCUUAGAGAACAGGUCAUUACGCGGCCCAGACUGCCUGCUCCAGCACAGGCGAGAGUCAGUUCGAAGCUGGCUUCUGCGGGCUAUCGCGACGAAGACUCUCUGCCCUUGUCGCCGGGUCGUCCGCCUCCUACCAGGGCCAUCUCGGGCUGGAUGCAGGGUGGCUUGAUCUCAGAAGCCAGGAAUGCCCAAAGGAAGUCUGCUUCAGACGACAACACGCAGGAAUGUCUCUCUCCAGGUUUGGAGUCCCGCGGGAGGCCAUCGUUUGGUGGCGACACCAGCUCGAGUGAGUUCAGGCUGAUCGGAGAGCUUCCUUUCGAGAAUUCUACGACUGCCGCCCUCAAGGCAGAAACAGGUCGUCUGGAGCAACCAAAGCCCAAGGAUGGGGAAACCAAAAUCUUGGCCAUCGAGCCUACUGGAGUACACAAAUCAACAUCACGUUAUGCGGGGCGUGCGCUUGCAGAAUGGAGCUUGGUCGUCAGCGAGUGCAACUCGUUCGUCGAUCGACGACGUGAAGAGGGAGUUCUUGGUCUUAAGGACGUUGAGGUCCCAAUUCUGGCAGCCGAGGGCUUACGUAGGGCUGGAUAG